UGAAUGAACCCUAAACACGUGAUAGCGCCAAAGUUUCUGAGUGGCCUGGAACCUUCGUUCGACCAUCCACUACAAUGGCAUCCAAGAAGCAACGACGUUACACUGCGGAGACCCACACAACCGUUGUUGCUCCUGACACACCAGAUGCCACUAUGGUCAUUGUACGCCCUCUCGGUAAACAGUUCGAUCUUGAUGUUCCAUUAAAAAACAACGACUCACGAAUUAGCUUCUCCACGGCCACAUAUGAGGAGGUCGCUCCUCGCGUCGGACUUAAGCCUGUGGAAAUGUUGAAAGAUGUUGGAUCCUUUGAAAUCCAGCGCUCUCGUAUUCCCAAAAAUCUUUUCAAGUCGAUUGUAAUAGACAUGGAUAUCAUGUUAAUGCAAUAUGGCCUCCCUGUUGAGCAUGACACGGAAGAGGCGACAUCAAGGUUCUACUCUCCGGUUUUCAACCUCCUUGUUAAGCAAUUCGCUUUCACGCUGAGGAAUGACCCAGAGACUAUGAUCCCUGGUACGCAGGGUCGCAUCGCGCACUUCUACAGAGCUUUUGGUGCUGUUGUAAUCCUGUUCAUUGAGAUGAGGCGCAUUGUGGGAAGUAGGUCGGAACAUUUGAAUGCUAUUGCUCAGGUAAUAGCUGAAAGCGAUGCGUGUGAUUUCAUCAACAGAGAGGCAGGUUUGUUGGUACCUAUCCAUUGCAUUCUCUUCGAUGGCUGGUCCUUCGAAUUUUUCAAGUUUGAAAGGAUGCCAGAUCCAACAUUUCUAUGUGGUCGCUUUCAAGGAGAUCCACCAGACUUCCGGCAUGGCAUGCAGCUACCCAUUUCAGAAACUUAUCUUCCUUUUAUUCUCCGGCUUCGCUGUGUGUGUGAGACAAUCUUUGACAUCAUGCUGAGUGCAUAUAUUGCAGGCAUGAAAGCAUAUUAUAAUCGAGAGGAAGACAAGGGGAGGAAGGAGGGUGGGAAGAGACUGAGUGAUGAAUGGGAUCAGGCCCUUUGUUUGGCUGAACAUGCUCAGGAAACAUUUAGGGAAGCUGAGGUCCAACGCAAGGAGGGUAAUAUUGUGUCUGCAAAUGCAAUUGUUGAUGCAGCUCUUCUUGCACUACAUGAGAGUACAGGAGCAUUGCCAACUAGAUACAAGUCCAAACCCAUCAUGAUGGGCUGGGAUGAUGCUGGGGUUGACAGGGCAUGAUGUUUUCACAGAUGGACACUGGCAGUUGAGUGGGUGUAAGGCUGUUACUGGUAACAGCCUGGGUUGACUCAGUUCUCAAUCUGCUGAAACUAAGGCUGUAUUGCUGACUCAUACCCUGUCUCUGCUCUUGGAUGCAUGCUGCAAAAUGUUAGAAAACAACCAAGUACCCUUUGUAUUACAAUUCAGAAGUCACAUUCUCCAUAUGAAUCUGCAAUCAAUGAG
Messenger RNA from Cantharellus anzutake, 1403 nucleotides. RefSeq lists its product as uncharacterized. Bases 75 to 1181 code for a protein of 368 amino acids. The record is from RefSeq and is a predicted model, not a curated record. NCBI's taxonomy places the organism in Eukaryota, Fungi, Basidiomycota, Agaricomycetes, Cantharellales, Hydnaceae. The transcript is spliced from 5 exons.